Molecule: messenger RNA, 2201 nt
Organism: Arvicanthis niloticus (Nile rat)
Lineage: Eukaryota; Metazoa; Chordata; Mammalia; Rodentia; Muridae
Source: RefSeq, a predicted model, not a curated record
GUCCAGGUAAUGGCUGCUACAGAGGCCCAGGGGCUUGGUGUGGACCCCCGGGAGGAUGAGGUCUGCGGUGUCCGCGGGGUCCGUGGCGAAAUCGGGCACAUGGAUCAUGAAGACAGUAAAGACUGUAUCCUGGAGCCGCUUUCCCUGCCAGAGAGUCCAGGUGGCACCGCCGCUUUAGAAGGGCCUCCAUCUGUGCCUUGUAUUUUCUGUGAAGAACAUUUUCCCAUGACUGAACAAGACAAACUUUUGAAGCACAUGAUUAUCGAGCAUAAGAUUGUCAUAGCUGAUGUGAAGCUCGUUGCAGAUUUCCAAAGGUACAUUUUAUAUUGGAGGAAAAGGUUCACUGAACAGCCCAUCACAGAUUUUUGCAGCGUGAUAAGAAUCAAUUCCACAGCUCCAUCUGAACAAGACAACUAUUAUUUGUUAUGUGAUGUGUUACCAGAAGAUAGAAUCCUCAGAGAAGAGCUUCAAAAACAGAAGCUGAAAGAAAUUCUGGAUCAGCAACAGCGAGAGCGAAAUGAUACAAGCUUUCAUGGUGUGUGCAUGUUUUGCAGUGAGGAAUUUCGUGGAAACAGAUCUGUUCUGUUGAACCACAUGGCCAGAGAGCAUGCUUUCAACAUUGGUUUGCCAGACAACAUUGUAAACUGCACUGAAUUCUUAUGCACAUUACAGAAGAAACUGGACAACUUACAAUGUUUGUACUGUGAGAAGACCUUCAGAGACAAAAACACACUUAAAGAUCACAUGAGAAAAAAGCAGCAUCGUAGGAUCAAUCCAAAAAACAGAGAAUAUGACCGAUUCUAUGUCAUCAAUUACUUGGAACUUGGGAAGUCAUGGGAAGAGGUGCAGUCGGAAGAUGACCGGGAGCUGCUGGACCUUCAGGAAGAUGACUGGUCUGAUUGGCAGGAGUACCCUGUCUCCGCUGUCUGUCUAUUUUGUGAAAAGCAAGAGGAGACAAUAGAUAAAUUGUAUGUGCACAUGAAGGACACACAUGAGUUUGAUCUCCUCAGAAUAAAGUCAGAGCUUGGAUUAAAUUUCUAUCAGCAAGUGAAGCUGGUCAAUUUCAUCCGAAGGCAAGUUCACCAGUGCAGGUGCUACAGUUGCCAUGUGAAGUUUAAAUCCAAAACAGACUUAAGAAUUCACAUGGAAGAAGCUAAACACACCUCACUGCUUCCUGACAGAAAAGCAUGGGAUCAACUGGAGUAUUACUUCCCCACCUAUGAGAAUGACACUCUCCUGUGUACCCUGUCUGACAGUGAAAGUGACCUAACAGCUCAAGAGCCAACUGAAAGCGUUCCCAUCAUCAGUGAGGACACAUCCAGACUAUGUGCUUUAAAACAGAGCAGUGUUCUCAACCAAUUGCUAAUCCAGGGAUGCCUGGAAAACUAGGAGAAGCUGCUGCAGACGCAGUGGACAGGCUGCCGUGGACACAGUGUCGCAUGGUUUCCUCCUGUGAGACACAGACAAAAGAAGAGUUCAGAGUUGAUCAUCGACACAGCGCUAUUCACUGCUGCAAUCAUGGUUGUUCUUAAUGAAAAUGUUUUCAAGAAAUAAAGAAGAAAAAUAAAAUGUGUUGCUUUUAUAUUUGAACUGAGAAAUUUUAUUAUAGGAUUAUCUUAAAUGAUUUGACUUCAGAAACUCGUGAUUAUCUACAACAUGGAGAACGUAGAAGUCACAAACAGGCGAACGGUGAACCUGAUCUUACGCCAUUGUUUAGUCUCCUUCCCACGGGCCUGUCAGGCGUUCAGUGUGAUUUCCGUACUAAAUUGGGAACUUGUGAAUGAUUAAAACAAGACCCACUGAAGCAAAGAAAGAUGGCCAAAGGUCUAGAUAAUGCGCAAACUAGGCUAUUUAAAAAUAAUCCAAACCUGAUUGUAUUACAUCGUUAUUGUUUUCCUGUUACAAACCCCAUAGAAAUGGGCGUAGUGUAAUUAGGCUUACUAUUCCCCAAAAUAUAUGUGCACCUAUGUAUGUGUUUUCCCGAUUACAUAUUAUAACAGCAAUGGUAACAAAGGUAAGUACCACUGUCUGUUAACAUAACUGCAGUGGUAUUAUAACACCUAAUAAAAGGAACUUCUCAAUAUCAUUUUUACUUUUCCCAGGUAGUCUCAAAAAUGUCUUCUUAUAGCAAGUACCAGCUGUGAUGCACUUAAUAUAUGAGGUCUUAUAAGAUGUCCUCAGAGGAGGGGGGGAUGGAAUAA